Molecule: messenger RNA, 372 nt
Organism: Anisakis simplex (herring worm)
Lineage: Eukaryota; Metazoa; Nematoda; Chromadorea; Rhabditida; Anisakidae
Source: the annotation of a GenBank genome assembly
AUGGCCACGAUUCCGUUGAUGCUCGAUCAGGAUGUCGAGUUGGGUGAAUUGCCGAGUUAUGAUGAAGCCACGAAACGACAGAAUGCAACAGGUGAAGCGCCGUCGAAACAAUCCCGUCACAACAAUAUUCGUGAUGCUUUCUUCCGUGAGCAAUUCGCUAAAGAUGCCACUAUGGCUGGAGCUGUGGCUUAUGCGAGCAUAUCAAUCCGAUUGGGAUUUUUACGGAAAGUGUUGGGUAUUCUAUCGUUCCAGCUCCUUCUAACAACACUUUUCUGCGUUGCUUUCUACGUAACGCCACAUGUCCGCCUAUUUCUAAUGGAACAGUGGUAUCAGCAGUUUACUAAACUUGAUUGCAGUGAGCAGGAAGAGUAG